This is a messenger RNA of Cladophialophora bantiana CBS 173.52, 435 nucleotides long. RefSeq lists its product as uncharacterized. NCBI's taxonomy places the organism in Eukaryota, Fungi, Ascomycota, Eurotiomycetes, Chaetothyriales, Herpotrichiellaceae. The record is from RefSeq and is a predicted model, not a curated record. The transcript is spliced from 2 exons. Bases 1 to 435 code for a protein of 144 amino acids.
AUGGACAAGCCACCCUCAUUUCAACCCUCGUCGAACAACAAGAAGUCGUCGUCGCGCGGAACAGCGAACUACAUUUCCUCCUCAGGCCACGUCCUCGAGACACCCCCUCUCUCGGCGCGCCUCUCGCGCCUCUCCGACGACGUCUACAACUUCCUCGGUCUGUACUUCGUCUCCCUCUUCUCCCUCGACCCCUACACCGCGGCGCAGAACAGCCAGUUCAACACCCGCGGGCGGCCAAAUGCGUAUCAGGAGCGCCCGCGCUGGGGAGGGGCCAGCACUCGUCUUGGCGGCGGAGCCGGUGCUGGAGGAGGUGGACCAGGGAGUAGUUGGGGAAGAGGCGGUGGUGGUGGUGGGAGUGGGAGCGGCAGUGGUGGGUUGAGGAGGAUGGGCGGCAUUGAUGACGUCCGCGCGCCCGAGUGUGGAAGCUGUGGAUGA